Messenger RNA from Anguilla rostrata (American eel), 1964 nucleotides. It is a transcript of the gene cbln12, whose product is annotated as cerebellin 12. NCBI's taxonomy places the organism in Eukaryota, Metazoa, Chordata, Actinopteri, Anguilliformes, Anguillidae. The transcript is spliced from 4 exons. Gene Ontology annotation, cellular component: synaptic cleft; glutamatergic synapse. Gene Ontology annotation, molecular function: protein binding. Gene Ontology annotation, biological process: maintenance of synapse structure. The record is from RefSeq and is a predicted model, not a curated record. The coding region runs from base 654 to 1259 and encodes 201 amino acids.
UCUGUUACUAACAGCACUCUGGACCUUGCAGCUGGUCAACGGGGCUGUGGAUCUGAGGGUCAUUAAUGAGGAUUAGGGUUGUGCGGCCAGUUAAUGCGGCCGCAUAUCUUAUGGCUAGUUAAUGGGACCGGUAUGAAGAUGAUGUAGAUCAGGGAGAUCUUCCAAAGAAGCUGGGAAAAAAAACUGGGAAAUCCACAACGCACCCAUUUCCCAGCACCCUGAUCCAAGGACAAAGAGAGACUCUGGAAUAAUACAGCUCUUGAAUGACAUGCAGUGUGGAAGAGCCCAAGCAGCCUCUCCCUGUGAGCUCCAGACCUGUCCCUAACUGAGAUGUGACCUCUACACCUUCUGGUCACAGGUGGCUCUACCUGCUACACCCUCUUACACGCCUGCUCUUCCUGCUGCACCUUCUUACACACCUGCUCUACCUGCUACACCCUCGUAUACACCUGAUCUACCUGCUACACCCUCAGACACACCUGCUGUACUUGCCUCGCCCUUAUAUACACCUGCUCUCCCUGCUAUACCCUCUUACACACCUGCUGUACCUGCCACAUCCUCAAACACACCCACUGUACCUGCCACGCCCUCAAACACACCCACUGUACCUGCCACGCCCUCAUACCCCAACCCCAGCCACGGCUCCCCGCAGUAUGCUGGCCCUCAGGCCCCUCCUCCCUCGGGGCCCCACCCUGCUGCUGGGUCUGCUGGCCCUCUGGGGCCCCCUGCUGGCCGAGGGGCAGAACGACACGGAGCCCAUCGUGCUGGAGGGGAAGUGCCUGGUGGUGUGCGACUCCACGCCCUCGUCCGAGCCGACGGGGAACGCUCUGGGCAUGUCCGUGCGCUCCGGGACGGGCCGCGUGGCCUUCUCCGUCACCCGGCAGACCAAUCACGAGCCCACGGACAUGAGCAACCGCACCAUGAUCAUCUACUUCGACCAGAUCCUGGUGAAUGUGGGAAAUCACUUUGAUCAGGAGAGCAGUGUGUUCCUCGCACCGAGGAGAGGAGUGUACAGUUUCAACUUCCAUGUGGUCAAAGCAUAUAACAGACAAACAAUACAGGUCAGUCUGGUGCUCAACGGUUGGCCGGUGAUCUCGGCCUUCGCCGGGGACCAGGACGUGACCCGGGAGGCGGCGACCAACGCGGGGCUGGUAACCAUGGAGAGGGGGGACAAGGCCUACCUGAAGCUGGAGCGGGGGAACCUGAUGGGCGGUUGGAAGUACUCCACCUUCUCCGGCUUCCUGGUCUUCCCCUUAUAGAGAACGAGAGAACGAGAAAGAGAGAGAGCGAGAGAGAGAGAGAGAGAGCGGGAGAGAGUGAGUGAGAGAGAGAGCUAGAAAGAGAGAGAAAGAGCACAAGAGAGAGACCGAAACAGAUAUUGACUUCACUAAAUGCAGCUUUCAUUAUCUGAGCAGAGCCCAAAGUAAUCGAUGCUCAUCUUGAGAGAAUUACACCAGUAUCCACUGUGGCUGACCGUGAUCUGGUAGUUUUAUCUGUGUGUGUGGUCACUGCCUCUGCAUUGGCAUUGCUCAUUAGAGAGAGAGAGAAAGAGAGAGAGAGAGAGAGAGAGAGAGAGAGAGCUUGUGAGUGCAUGUGUGAGUAUGGCAUGUGUGAGUUUGGCCACAUGUGAGUGUUCAUGUUAGUGUUUGUGUGUGUUUUUAAGGUUAUGCCUUUGACAAGGUAUUCCUUGGAAUUUCAUGCGUUGGAUUGGGUCCAAUUACAUGCCAGGUUUGGUGUCUCAUCUUUUAAACAGAAAUAGUGACAUUCAGUGGUUAUUUGUGAAACUACCACGCUCAUCUUUACAGGACAAUAAAAUAUCAUGUGUAUAUUUCCAACAGCAUGAAUUUCUGAAGCUUCAGCUUCUAGUGUUACAUGGCCAAACAAAAUGAGUUCCGUAUAUUUAAAUAAUUAAUGAAAAUGCAAAGUAGCUUGUAUAAAUAUGCACUAAAUACAAAAGGAUUUUU